Molecule: messenger RNA, 201 nt
Organism: Pieris macdunnoughi
Lineage: Eukaryota; Metazoa; Arthropoda; Insecta; Lepidoptera; Pieridae
Source: the annotation of a GenBank genome assembly
AUGCACCAGCUCACAAAUCAAUCAAAAUCAUGGCCAAAUUGCACGAGCUUCGCUUCGAAUUGCUUCCCCAUCCUCCCGUAUUCCCCAGAUUUAGCCCCAAGCGACUAUUAUCGAAGUCGCACUAUUCAAAAGGACCUAGAAAAGUUGGAAAAUUGUUGGGCCAAGUGUAUUAAGCUAAAAGUGGACUAUGUGGAAGAAUAA